AUGGCGUCUCAUCGUGAGCCCGAGCCGAGGCCCAUUAACGCCGUGUUCAUCGGGGCAGGAGCAGUUGGGUGCUUCUACGCCUCGCGCCUGCAUCAUCCUCAACAAAACGUCCGCGUGUCACUCGUCGCCCGGUCCAACUACAAGGCCAUUGCUGCGUCGGGCGUCAAGCUCGAGACGCACUCGUUUGGCGACUACGUCUUCGCGCCCGAAGCGGCGUAUCCCUCGGUGACGGCAGCGGCCGAGGCCGUGGCGGACUGGGAUUACAUUUUUGUGACGACGAAGGCGCUGCCGGACCGGUCGGACGACGCGGCCAUGAAUGCGCCGCUCGUGGGACCGGCAUCGUCAUCGUGCUGA
Messenger RNA from Verticillium alfalfae VaMs.102, 354 nucleotides. RefSeq lists its product as hypothetical. NCBI's taxonomy places the organism in Eukaryota, Fungi, Ascomycota, Sordariomycetes, Glomerellales, Plectosphaerellaceae. The transcript is spliced from 3 exons. Bases 1 to 354 code for a protein of 117 amino acids. Gene Ontology annotation, cellular component: cytoplasm. The record is from RefSeq and is a predicted model, not a curated record.